Cavenderia fasciculata is the source of this 363-nucleotide messenger RNA. Its product is annotated as putative t-SNARE family protein. The record is from RefSeq and is a predicted model, not a curated record. Lineage: Eukaryota; Evosea; Eumycetozoa; Acytosteliales; Cavenderiaceae. The transcript has 2 exons. The coding region runs from base 1 to 363 and encodes 120 amino acids.
AUGUAUAACAACAAUCAAUCAUAUCAACCACUUCUUCAAGAAGAUAAUGCAUACGAAUAUGAAGAGAAUAUUAUCGUCGAAAGAAACAGAGAAGUUAAACAACUCGUCGAUGAUAUGUCUCAAUUACAAGAUGCUAUGAAUGAAAUCAGACAAAUCGUUCAAGAAGAUGGUGAAAAGUUACAACAAGCAAAUACAAAUGCAGAGGAUGCUGAUAUUCAAGUUGAAGACGCAGUCAUAGAGUUGGAACAAGCAUACGUUUAUAAAUCGAGAUCAAGAAAGAAAAUGCUUAUUCUUGGUUGUUUAUGUAUCGUUUUAUUGGUUAUCAUCAUGGUUGUCGUAUUAAAGGUUGUACAUGUCUAUUAA